Messenger RNA from Naumovozyma castellii, 1293 nucleotides. RefSeq names its product homocitrate synthase. NCBI's taxonomy places the organism in Eukaryota, Fungi, Ascomycota, Saccharomycetes, Saccharomycetales, Saccharomycetaceae. The coding region runs from base 1 to 1293 and encodes 430 amino acids. The record is from RefSeq and is a predicted model, not a curated record. The transcript has a single exon.
AUGACCGCUGAAACAUCUACCAAACAACAAAACCCAUACGGACCCAACCCAAGUGAUUUCCUCUCCAAUGUGAACAAUUUCCAAUUGAUCGAUUCUACUUUGAGAGAAGGUGAACAAUUCGCCAAUGCCUUCUUCAACACGGAGAAGAAGAUUGAAAUUGCCAAGGCAUUGGAUGAUUUCGGUGUCGAUUACAUUGAAUUGACCUCCCCCGUGGCAUCCGAACAAAGUAGAAAGGAUUGUGAAGCCAUUUGUAAAUUAGGUUUAAAGGCUAAGAUCUUAACACAUAUUAGAUGUCACAUGGAUGAUGCUAGAGUCGCUGUGGAAACUGGUGUCGAUGGUGUGGAUGUUGUUAUUGGUACUUCCAAAUUCCUAAGACAAUAUUCUCAUGGGAAGGAUAUGAAUUAUAUUGCUAAUAGUGCAGUGGAAGUGAUUAAUUUUGUCAAGUCUAAGGGUAUUGAAAUCAGAUUUUCCUCAGAGGAUUCAUUCAGAAGUGAUUUGGUGGAUCUUUUAAACAUUUACAAGACUGUCAAUUCCAUUGGUGUUAACAGAGUCGGUAUUGCUGACACUGUUGGUUGUGCCAACCCAAGACAAGUUUACGAAUUGGUAAGAACUUUGAGAAGUGUUGUUUCCUGUGACAUUGAAUGUCAUUUCCAUAAUGAUACAGGUUGUGCCAUUGCUAAUGCUUAUACUGCCUUGGAAGGUGGUGCUCGUCUAAUUGAUGUCAGUGUUCUUGGUAUAGGUGAAAGAAACGGUAUUACUCCAUUAGGUGGGUUGAUGGCAAGAAUGAUUGUGGCAGCUCCAGAAUAUGUCAAGUCUAAAUAUAAACUGCACAAGAUUAGAGAUAUUGAAAGUUUGGUUGCUGAUGCCGUGGAAGUGAAUAUCCCAUUCAAUAAUCCAAUCACAGGGUUCUGUGCGUUUACUCACAAGGCUGGUAUUCAUGCAAAGGCCAUCUUGGCUAACCCAUCCACUUAUGAAAUUUUGGAUCCACAUGAUUUCGGUUUGAAAAGAUAUAUUCAUUUUGCUAAUAGGUUAACCGGUUGGAACGCCAUUAAAUCCAGAGUGGAUCAACUGAAUUUGAAUUUAACUGAUGAUCAAGUGAAAGAAGUCACUGCAAAGAUUAAAAAGUUGGGUGAUGUUAGACCAUUAAACAUUGAUGAUGUGGAUUCCAUCAUUAAAGAUUUCCAUAUGGAAGUCAAUACGCCAAGAUUGAAAGCCAAGCAAGAGGGCACACCAACAGAUGAAGAUCCUCUUGAUAUUACGGGGGAACCUGCUACUAAGAAGGCCAAAGUAUAA